Neolamprologus brichardi is the source of this 10944-nucleotide messenger RNA. The record is from RefSeq and is a predicted model, not a curated record. Lineage: Eukaryota; Metazoa; Chordata; Actinopteri; Cichliformes; Cichlidae.
UCCCCUCCUCCGCCAUGAUGUUUUCUAACUAAGCAGCUAGUGACUGUUGUGGAGAAGGGAGGUGCAAUGGAUGGAUGCGUUGCCCCGCUACGCUGUACAUAUUUGUCUUAGUUUAAAGAGAAUGAGUUUCUCUGAUAUUUUUUUACCCGUAGAAAUACUCCACGCUGUUGCGGAGGGCUGCUAAUGCUCCGGGAGACACGCUUUUCGUUAUAGUUUGAAGAUUAGCUGGCUACACAGGCUAGCUCCUCCUUGCUGUCUACCAUCGCAUUCUUGCGUCUCCUGCCUCAGGAAUGUUUUCCAAAAAACCUCAUGGGGACGUUAAAAAAUCCACACAGAAAGUGCUGGACCCAAAGAAGGACGUGCUGACGAGGCUCAAGCAUCUCAGAAUAGUCAUAGAAAAUGCGGAGCCGGCCGAGCUGAAGCAAUUCUUCGACCUGAACUAUUCUCAUAUCUACUAUGUUUUCUUUGAGAAUUUUGUCACCAUUGAGGUCAGCCUCAAGCAAAAAGGUCAUAAAUCUCAGAGGGAAGAGCUGGACUCGAUCCUCUUCAUCUUUGAGAAAAUACUUCAGCUCCUACCUGAGAGAAUCCAGAGCCGAUGGCAGUUCCACAGCAUUGGGCUGAUUCUGAAGAAGCUGCUGCACACUGGGAACUCUCUGAAGAUCCGCCGUGAAGGUGUGCGCUUGUUCCUGUUAUGGAUGCAGGCCUUACAGAGUAAUGCAGAACGUGAGCAGCUCUGCAUGUUUGCCUGUUUGAUUCCUGGAUUCCCGGCUCCGCUCUGCCACGGGACCCCACGGACCCUGGAUACUCUAAUCAACCCACCACUCAGUUUGACAGAGACUCAGGUGAUUCCAGAAGAGAUCACUCCACUUGUUCCUCCCCAGUCAGGUGAUAAGAACCAGGAAGAUCUCACUGCCUACUUCCUAGAAGCUCUACUGAAAUACAUGGUAAACCAGGCAAAGUCUCUAGAGUGGCGGUGUAAAGAGAACCAUGAACGUGGCUUCAGUUUCCUCUUUGGUCAUUUCAGGAAGUUUUACCUUCCUCACAUCUUUCCCAACUUCUCCAUGGAAACCAGCCUCUACAGCCCCAUGCUGGAUGUGCCUCCUAUGCGUUCUAAGCCGUACUACAGUGUUGUGCGCAGAGAGCAGGACAGCGGCGAAACGCUGUAUUGCACUAAGGAAAGUUUCCUUCAGGCUCGAGUUGUCUUUAUCCGCUGGCUGGUUUCCUUCUGGCUCGAGCCACGACCCAACACACAUACCCACAUCCCAGGAACAGAGGGAGAGAAUGUCCCCAAGAACAUACAGCGAGCAGCAGCUGGAUUUGCAGCUCGCUCCACAGGCAGCUCAGAGGACAGCGGUGGGGGAGGGAUUCGAUCUGACAGCCACCUUGAAGCAAGCGGAAGCUCAAGCGGGCCAGGAGGAGGAAGCAUGGGGCUCUCCGGAGGUGCAGGGACUGAACCUGAACAGAGCCACUCGAACACAUCUACACUGACAGAGAGAGAGCCCAGCUCCUCCUCACUCUGCUCCAUGGACGAAGAGCAGCUGACAGACAUGGAGGUGGUGAGAAGAGUGCUGACCAGCUCCAGAACCAACGUCAACUUCAUCACAGAGAUCUUUCGACAGGCGUUUCUUCUUCCCAUGUGCGAGGCAGCGGCAAUGCGAAAGGUGGUCCGAGUUUACCAGGAGUGGAUCUCCAUGGAAGACAAACCAGUUUUCAUGAAGGAGCCAGAGGAGGGUCCUUAUCCUAUAGUCACGGCCACAAGUAUGGAUACAGGCUCGCAAUUCGGAGACAAAGAUGAUGAGGGAAUGAAUAAAGUGAUUGACAGUGAAUUGUUGGAAUACAGUGUUCAUGCUGGAGUUCAAACUACACUACAGGUGUUUAUCACCCACUCCUCUAACGUUUUCCUGCUGGAACCAGCCAACGACAUUAAGAUCCUUUUGGAGGAGCAUGUCGAUAUGUGCAAGCGAGUCCUGAACAUCUACCGCAGCCUUGUCAUGCAUGAAACCAUGGACCAGAAGACAUGGGAGCAGAUCUUGCUGGUUUUGCUGAGGGUGACAGAGUCGGUAAUGAAAAGGCCUCCAUCCAUCAUGCCUCAGGGCAAGAAGAACAACACAUUGUCGGGCAGGUUAGCUGGACCCAUCUUUCAGACACUGAUAGUAGCCUGGAUUAAGGGCAACUUAAACGUCUACAUAAGCAGAGAGCUGUGGGAUGACCUCCUCUCUGUCCUCUCCUCCCUAACCUGCUGGGAGGAGCUGGUCACUGAAUGGUCACUGACCAUGGAGACGCUUACAAAGGUUUUGGCAAGGAACCUGUACAGUGUCGAUCUGAAUGAGCUGCCUCUCGACAAGCUCAGUGAACAAAAACAGAAGAAACAUAAAGGAAAAGGUAUUGGUCCGGAGAGCCAGCGGCAGGUUGUCGAUCGUUCCUUCUCUAAAGGCUGGAGCAGAGACCAACCAGGCCAGGCAGCCGCCAUGAGACAGCGAAGCGCCACCACCGCUGGGUCACCAGGCAUCGAAAAAGCCCGCAGUAUUGUCCGGCAGAAGACUGUAGCCCUGCGUAGCUGUUCUACGGGGGAUUCUCUGCUGUCCUCAGCCUUUAUCCGCAGUGCUAAGAGUGCUCCUGCUCUGGCUCCGCCUCUUCCUGUCCUCCUCCACCACCACCACCACCACCCUUUACUACCCCCCCUUGCCGACCAGCUGGCAGACCUCGAGGAUCCACCAAUCACACUGGCAUCCCGCACGUCUCGAAUGCGCCACUCAUCCCAGAGCGACGAGACUCCUCCCAUCUCCUGUUCUGAGGUCUUCCAUGGUGGGGCUUGUGAUGUGGAUACCCCAGCCCCAUCCUCCCUUGCAAGGAGCAGCAGUGCCUCUGACAUCAUGGAGCCUUUCAUCGCAGAGCGGGUUAAAGGUGAAGAUCCCCAGAGGGAUCCAAAUUUGAUCCCAAAUCCUUCUCCCCAUCACCACCACCACUCCACAACUUCUUCCUUACUCGUAACCAACAGCCACGCAGCUCAGCCACCCUCACAGUCCCUCACCUUCUCUUCUCCCACCCCUUUUGCCUUCUCCAAUGGUGCUGUUUCCUCGUCCUCAGAGGUAAAAGAUGAUGGUAGUGUGUGCGAUCAAUUCUGGCACCAAAGUGUCUCUCGAAGCCGAGGUUCUAGUUCCGAUUGGGUGAGUGACUGGGACUCAGCCUUCGCCUUUCAACCUGAAAAGGAAGCUGAUGGAGAUGAGGGUGAAACUGGGGAAGAUGAUUUAUUCUCUUCUAUUAGGGACUACCUCAUUAACAAAGAAGCUGAGAGGAAGGGCGAGGCAGGCGAGAAAGAUAGUCCCGGUCGAGCAGUAGAAAACAGCGUUGCUUUACCCGCACUCGUGCAAACAGGGUUGGCAAGAACACAGUUAGAAAACAGAGGGCAGCUCGGAGAAGCAAAGCCGGUUGUAAGGGAGGACAGACAGGUAAGUAAAUCAGUGAGACAUAGCAGUGUGGAUUCUAUCGAGGAGAAUGAGGCAGAGCAGCCGAGUAUCUAUGAGUGCUUGGAGCUGCAGUGUCAGUGGCCAUCACCCAGUGCUAAGGUGGGCUCUAGUUUAGAAAGAACUACUGCUGAAAAGAAGGUCGUGGGAGGAAAUAGUGGAAAGGCAACAGUAUUGGAAGGGAAAUAUGACUUGUGGGGUGAUACAGAAGAGAAACAAGAUGAUAAAGAAAUGGCAGCAAAUGACAAGUCCAGUUUAAUUAGGCAAGAUACUACUGUGGGUGAAGGUAGCAGUGAAUCAGUUCCCCAAACUUCAGAACCCACUAAGACCAAGAUGUCCCGUAGUAGCACUAAGAGACAUCAUUCUGGGGGUGUCCAUGUCAGUUUCCGGCCCUCAACUGAAUCUGUCCAGUUCCAUAACCCUCUUGAAAAUAAGGAGGCCCACUGGAAAGCCCGGCUACGCCGGCUCAGUCACUUCCACACACACAGCCACUCGGCUGGAGAGAGGCCUGGGGUUGGAGCUGGGGCAGGGUCAGGGGGGAAGCUGGGAACAGGGGGUUCAGGUAAGUUUGGCUCUGUGGCUGUUAUCAGCCAUAGAACAGGCGUACAUGAGAAAUUAGCAUCUGGGACUAUAACGGAUAGCAGUGGGACAGGGGGCACAGCAGGCCUGGAAACCCGGUCUGGGACUGGAGGGGACAAAGACAAGCAGCAUGCUGGAUCCUGUGUGGGAUCCAGUCAUGGCCCAGAGGUUCACUCUGAGGGGUUGUCAAGCAGUUCAGGUUCCUCAGGAGUGCGCGGACGUUUAGGACGUUCCGCCUUGCGAUCUAGAGCCUCCCGCUCCCGCUCCCAGGAGCCAGGGAGCACUGCCUCACGGCACCACCAGGGGGCUCUUCUUGGCGGUGUUUAUAAGACUGUGGUUCACGCUCUGUCGUCCAAGCCUCGGCCCCAAGGUCAGGGGUCAUCCCAAGGCUCGUCGCCGCAGCGGCAGGCCCGGGCCACCAUGGGUGAUGCAUCACUCAGGGAUCUCUACUCCCAUGUCCUGGGCUACUUUGGACGAAAGACGACUACGCCAGCCAAUAAAGAGGAGGUGGUCCAGAAGGCCCGUCCAGUCUCCACUGAUGUUGGAAGCAGCAACCCAAACUUCUCUGACCUCAUGGAUGAGUUUAUCCAGGAGAGACUGAGGGCCAAAGGAACUUCAGGUCGCCGUGGCAGCAGCCCGGGAAGCCUGGAAGUUCCCAGGGAUCUGCCAGAGCUCCUGGAGGCCAGUCAUAGUCGUGAUGGAUCGCGACCCUUAGAUGAUCUUCGGCCUGUCGAUGAUCCGGGGGUUCCCUCUGAGUGGACGUCACCCGCUAGUGCCAGCGGUUCUGAUGUCAUCAGCUCCGACAGCCAGUCAGACUCCUUUAAUGCCUUUCAGUACUCCACCUGCAAAUUUGAUAAUUUUACUUUUAGCUCCGAGGCAUCUGCAGGGGGAGUUGGAUCUGCAGCAGGAGGGGGAGGAGGUCGAGGCAGCUCGCUGGAUCAGGACAGCCUUGGUGGGGGCGUGGCCUGUGAAGAGCACGAGGUGGCCAGUUUGACGACACUUCACAUCGACUCAGAGACGAGCAGCCUGAGCCACACUGUCACGGUUACAGGUUCGGAGAGUGCAUCACCCAUGCAUUCACUCGGGGGCUCUCGCUCCCAGACUCCUUCCCCUGCCACUUUGACAGCAGAGCACACUGAGCACACGCAUUCCCACUCCCACACCCAUUUACAGCUGGACCAGAAACUCCACAACUCUGUCCUACAGACCCCCGAUGACCUGGAAACGAGUGAGUUCCCCAGUGAGGACUGUAGCGUGAUGGCAGGCGGCUCUCUGACCGGAUGGCACGCAGAUGUUGCCACAGUGAUGUGGCGAAGGAUGCUGGGUAUCCUGGGAGAUGUGAACAGCAUCAAGGACCCAGAAAUCCACGCUCAGGUCUUUGACUACUUGUGUGAACUUUGGCAAAACCUGGCCAAGAUCAGGGAUAAUUUGGGCAUUUCUCUGGAUAACCAGUCGUCUCCUCCACCCCCUGUUCUGAUCCCACCCCUGAGAAUCCUCACCCCUUGGCUCUUUAAGGCCACCAUGCUGACAGAGCGUUACAAGCAGGGGAAACUUCACGCCUACAAGCUGAUUUGUAGGAUCAUGAAGAGACGGCAAGACGUUUCACCAAACACAGACUAUCUGACACACUUCUAUAACAUCAUGCAUCAAGGACUUCUCCACCAAGACCAGGACAUUGUGAACACCAUCAUCAAGCACUGUAGUCCCAGAUUCUUUAGUAUCGGUCUACCUGGAGCCACCAUGCUGAUCCUGGAUUUCAUCAUCGCAGCUUCUAGAGUCACUGCCUGCUCAUCACUCAAUGCUCCAAGAGUUGAAGCACAGAUUCUUCUCGGAUCUCUGGUGUGCUUUCCCAACUUUUACGGGGAGCUUCCUGCUCUGCACCCCACCACAGCUGACGUGGUACUUACCAAGUUCCCUGAUGUCAAGGAGCAUAUCGUCAAAACCAUCCUGACCUCUGCCAGGGAUGAACCCUCUGCUCCUGCCAGGUGUGUGGCUUUGUGCAGUCUGGGGAUAUGGCUAUGUGAGGAGCUGGCCCACGGGACUCAACAUCCACAGAUUAAAGAUGCUCUCAAUGUGAUCUGUGUUACCUUGAAGUACCCCAAUAAGAGUGUAGCGCUGGUGGCGUCAGACAUCCUGCACCUUCUGAUCAGUUACGUUGAUCAUCUGCAGAAAUUCCCACCCGACACGCCAAAGAAGAUCGUAGAGAUUUUGAUUGCCACCAUCACAUACUUGCUGCCUACUACUGAGUCUUCACCUCAUGAACUGGAUAAAAGGCUGGUAGUUUCCCUCCUGUUGUGUCUGUUGGAUUGGGUGAUGGUAUUACAUGGCUGUGUGUAUGGGGCACAGUCUUUCAGCAAUCCCAAGUAUUUCCCGCUGCAACUGUCGGACCUGUUAAAUCCAGACUACGACCCGUUCUUGCCUUUAGAGAACCUCCGAGAACCAGAACCGCUACACAGUCCGGACUCUGAGCGAUCCAGCAAACUGCAGCCAGUCACCGAAGUUCGUAGCCGUAUUCAGCAGGGCCUCGUCUCCAUUGCAGCCAGAACAGUUAUUACCCACCUGCUAAACCAUCUGGGACAUUAUCCCAUGUCCGGAGGCCCCGCUACUCUGUCCAGUCAGGUGUGUGAAAACCAGGACAACCCGUUCUGUGAGAGUGCAGAUCUUGGACCAGAACUUUUCCAUUCACCAAACCUGCAGUUCCUGGUUCUGAAUGGAUCCACGCUGCUGUCUGUGCUUCAGAUCCGAUCAGAGUCCGGUGUGCCAGGAGGCGGAAUGACGGCUGGUUUGUCCUCUGCUCCCGCUUGUGUUCGCGUCAUCAUCCGAGAUGUAGCUGGAAAACACUCAUGGGACUCCGCCGUCCUCUAUGGGCCUCCGCCAUGUUCUCCUAACAGUCCAGCGCACACACUUUUAACACACACGCAGUCACCUCACACUACAAAUCUUCAUUUACGCACCCCACCAGGAGGUCCGCCGAAAAAGAUGGGAGCGAAAAGAGAAGAUAGCGAGGAGGACGGGCAAGAGGAGAGGGGGGCAGAGGAGGGAGUGAGGACGGAUGGUGACAGGCAGGAGUCUCAGGGAGAGGGAGAGGAGGAAGCGGAGGAGACGAAAGCAAGUGAGGGGGAGAAAGAAGAUCGGAGAGGAGGUGGAGGUGGAUUUGAAAGGGAAGAAGAGGAGGAGGAGGGGGAGAAAGAUGAACAUCGAAUGGAUAGUGAGGCAGAUCAAGCAAAGUCGAGUUUAGAGCAGCAUCUGGCUCCGCCAUUGGCUAAACGCGUGUGUCGGGAGGCGGUGCCAGCGUGGGACUCACUGAGAGAAGGAGACGAUGCACUGGAUGAAAUGCUGCAGUACCUGGGAUACUCGAGUCCUGAGUGUCUGCAGAGAGCAGGUAUGCCGCUCAACAUCCCAGCACCUCCUCCAGUGUGUGUUUCAGAGAAGCAGGAGAACGAUGUGAUCAAUGCCAUCCUGAAACAAAGUGCUGCUGAGAGAGACUUCGUCCUUCAUAGAGGUGAGGAGCUGAACAUGAGAGCCGUGCAUCAGACCGAACCAGAGACUCAGACGCCACAGUCGGCCUUCUAUUACUGCAGACUACUGAUCAACAUACUGGGGCUCAACUCCUGGGAGAAAAGGAGUAGUUUUCACUUGCUGAGGAAGAAUGAGAAAUUACUGAGAGAGCUGAAGAAUCUGGAUUCACGGCAGUGCCGUGAAACCCAUAAAAUUGCAGUAUUUUACGUGGCUGAAGGCCAAGAGGACAAACACUCCAUACUGACUAACACAGCAGGCAGCCAGGCAUAUGAGGACUUUGUUUCUGGACUGGGGUGGGAGGUGGACCUGCCCACUCACUGUGCUUUCAUGGGAGGCCUUCAGAGAAAUCGCAGCACAGGCCAGACCACUCCUUACUACGCCACUUCCACUACUGAGGUCAUCUACCACGUCUCCACUCGCAUGCCCCACGACCAGGACCUUAACCUCACCAAGAAGCUCAGACAUCUUGGCAACGACGAAGUCCACAUCGUCUGGUCAGAACAUUCCAGGGACUACCGCCGCGGGAUCAUCCCCACUGAGUUCGGAGAUGUGCUAAUCAUCAUCUACCCCAUGAAGAACCACAUGUAUUCCAUCCACAUACUCAAAAAACCAGAGGUUCCUUUCUUUGGUCCGCUGUUUGAUGGAGCCAUUGUGGACAUGAAGAUUUUGCCCACCAUGGUGAGAGCGACAGCUAUCAACGCGAGCCGGGCCCUUAAAUCCCUCAUCCCUCUCUACCAGAACUUCUAUGAGGAGCGCGCCCGAUACUUAGAAAAUAUCGUGCAGAACCACCAGGAGCCAACCACGUUUGAGGAUUACGCAGCCCGAGUCUACAGUCCUGCUCCUUGCACUCACCUGCCCUCUGACACAGGCUCCUGCCUAGAGAUUCUUCGGGGAGAAAGUCCGGCUCUUGGGGAGGCCGGGAGCGACACGGCGUCCCCCAUGUCUCCUCGGACUAGCAAGAGCCGCAUGUCCAUGAAGCUGCGACGCUCCUCCGGAUCAGCCAAUAAAACCUAAACUCCCCAAACUGCAGGACUCAGCCAGAACUCACACUUGAUAUCACAUUAGGAAACAAAAAGCUUUCAUAUCAGCCAAUGAGAGGUAUCAGGAUCCUCAAAAACAAGCAAUUUUAAAUUGGUCCGUUUACAAAGCACACAAAAUUAGGUAUGUAAGCAAAUUAAUAUAAACUCUUGAGUAGACGCUGAUUCAUCCCAGCAUGUUGCAUUUCUGGUUGGACCCUGGGCUUUAAUGGGCACACGUGUUCUCUUGUACUAAAUAUAUAUAAAAGUAUUCUAUGGGCAAUACUGUAACUUUUAUUUUGAAAAAUACUCACAGAUGCUGCUCUGUAUAUCUGCAGCUUUUCUUGGGGAAAAAAAACACACACACAGAGAGAGACAAGUCAAACCAGUGUUGCAGCAUGUUGAGUAGUAAAAUUAGCAGUGCAGUAUUAGUUCAUAACAGCCUGUGCCAUGUUAGAAAGUGCACACAAUGCCAGUCGGUGUGAGCAGGACUGCAAAGAAGAAGAAAAGCAUCAGUGUGUCGCGUCAUGCACCGAGCGUUGCUGUAAGGAAUCUGUAUAUUUGUACUAUAGGAGGUGUGUGUGUGAGUGUGUGUGUGUGUAAAGGCAGAGGUGGGAGUGGAGGCUGUAAAGAAAGCGAUAAAAGUCUAUUUUUUUUUGUGCGCAGCGCAGACCUGAAAUGAUAAAGAGAGUUAGUUUCUCAAGCCAAAAAAACGUUCUCUGUGUUUGAAUCCAGAAUAAAAGUCUGAACUUCCUCUGAUGAUCAUUAACAGGACCGACCGAUGGAAGAGGAGGCAUUUGCAUAUAUCAUUUUGUUUUCUUCUGAUGCUGUAAAACGAGCACUGAUAUUAAUAUUAACAUGUCGGGGUUUUUUCUUUUAAUUGACUGUAAACUGAGUUUUGACCCGAACAGGAAUGUUACUGUAUUUUUAGUCAGUCCUUCAUCUGAGGCAAAGAACCACAGCUUUUUCUUUCUUUGUUCCCUCGAGUAUAUGUUGUAUAUCUAUAUGAGUAUAAAUAUAUAUAUAUAUAUAUAUAUAUAUAUAUAUAUACAUAGUAGAUAUAUGAAUAUCUAUAAGAAUGUGUACAGUGUAAGGAAGCUUGUUGUGCGUGUGUAAAUACGGUUAUAGCUGCCAAAGCCAAACUGUGGUUGAAAUCCAAACCGCAGACUUGCUAGAAAACAAAACAAAAAGUAGGUUAGCGCUACAAGAUUUCAAGCUUUCAUAACCAGCUUGCUCUUCAUCGUCCAGGAAUUUAAAUUCAUUCUACGUUGUUCUUCCCGUGAUGGAGCUUGUAAAUCUGUAUGGAGGGAAUCAUCAUUCUCGUGAAUUACUGUAAAAGGCUGGUGGGUGGGGGGAAGGGGGACUGGUAUUUAAAGCACACUUCAGCGUGUUGGGAUCUGGGUCCACAAAAGUCCACUAAGAGUUGGUUUAGCGCUUCAUUUUCAGUGUUUUGUAGGCAGUUUUCAGGGUUGGGGGGGGAAAAAAAUACAAAAAUAAGAGAACCACCGCCAAAGAAGGGGAAGAAAAAGAGGUGUCAUUGAGGGAGGGGGCAUCAGCAUGCAGUCGCAACACUACCACUUUUUUUUUUUUAAUGUAUUUAACAUUUUCAGUUUAGCUCUUUCUGUGAGUUUAGAGGAAAAAGGGUUAAACGAACGCUCUUCCCGUGUCUGUUACUGGUGAAAGUUUUGUUACUGUUUGUUUCAGCCAUAUACUCUAUAGAUUAAAGGGAUUGUGUAACAAUUUUCUUUUAUUUCAAACUUAAUAUUUAAAAAGGAGGAGAUCAGAUUCGUGUGCAGUUACUUGAAGUCAGCUGAGGUUUGAGUCUUCCCUUUAAAUUAUUUACUCUUGUUACUUUUGUCACUGAGGUCAAAGCACCAUUGAAUGGUUGAGAGGCCCCACUGCACCCUGAUCUCUACAUGCUGCGUGUAUAUAUAUGUGUAUGUAUACUAGAGGUCACCGAGCCUGCUCAGUUCACACCCCAAACUCCGUCCCAGCACCGAAACCACACGACGGCACCAUGUUUACGCUCCCCAGUGGAUUAGCGUUCAGAUGCUGCUUUAAAGAUCCACGGGUUGUACAUACUGUUCUUUUCUGUCCCCUACAACUAGUUUCCACCCAAAGAGCAUGAAUAAGUCAUAUCGGCGUCACUCUUCAUCUGAAGAGGAGAAACAGUGUAAAUCCCCCACCUGAUGGAUACUACUGAUUACACACACUGCAUGACACCAGUUCAGUACCAGCUGCAUGCUUUGACUGCGCACACACUCCACAAACUGUCAACUGUGUGAACAUGUGUUAACGCCGGCCACACGGCAAGCGUAUGGAUGUGCCACGAUGGAGUUUGACAAUAAAACAAUUCGUACCAGUAA